AUGAGCGACCCAGGAGCGGUGCUUGCCUCGACGGUGACUGCUACGGCUGCGCUGGGUUUUGUACCGGUGGCCAUACAUUUUAAGUUCUUCCCCCUGAUCAAUCGUAUUGGGCCCGUUGCAACGGCCGAAGCUUUGACCAAGGCUUCUGAUGAAGAGAGGAGUGAUGAGGAGAAGAGAACAUCACCGCUCUGCUUGCGCUUGACAGAGGACACCAUGUUCGCCAUGGCUGGCCUCGGCCUCGUUGAUCUUGUAGAUGAUACCACAUACAGAGUAAACGCCGUCACCGCGCACAUGGAAGCGGUACCAUCCGCCAUUCAUGGCAUGCUGCACUUCACUACAGAGCCUCUAUGGGCCGCAGCCUUUUUGAUGCGACAGCUGCGAGACACAAACUUUGCCUAUCCGUUCGAAGAGAAUAAAACGCCCACGCAGUACGGGUAUAAGAUGAUCGGCGAGGAAAGGUUUGCGAACGAGCAUACUUAUUCCAUAAUGGCAAUGCAAGGCCGAAUGCCCAGUUUCAAUGCCUUCAUGGAGGGCAAGUUUGGCAAAUUCGGCACCAUGCCCGAGCGUGUAAAAAGUUUUGGAUACGAUCUCGACUCGGUUCUCAAUGGCAAAGACAACGAUAUCGCCAUAGUCGACAUUGGAGGGGGACGAGGCGAAAUGCUUCUGGAGGUGAAGGCAGUGUAUCCUCACCUGGGAAAGCAGAAUCUUGUCCUACAAGAGUACCAUCCCGAUGAGGUGAAUACUAAUGAACUGACGGUGGUACAUUGGGAUUUCAAGGGCGGCUCCCCUGAACCCAUCAAAGGCGCUCUUGUGUAUAGCUUAACACACAUUUACCACAAUCUGCCCGACUUGGAAGCCUUGCGAUUGAUGAAGACGGUUUCCGAAGCAAUGGCUCCCCACUCCAGAAUGUUGAUUCACGAGUUUUCGAAGAACUCGACGUAUGGGAAGAUGCAUGCGACUAUGAUUCAGUUGUAUGCCGGGAGAACUAGAAGCAGUCGGGAGUGGAAGCAGAUGGCUGCCAUGGUAGGAUUAGAGGUAACCUUUGAAGCCUACCCCGUUGCUGGAGAGGGCCUUGUCGAGAUGAGGAAGGUAUUAAACUGA
Messenger RNA from Rhinocladiella mackenziei CBS 650.93, 1101 nucleotides. RefSeq lists its product as uncharacterized. Lineage: Eukaryota; Fungi; Ascomycota; Eurotiomycetes; Chaetothyriales; Herpotrichiellaceae. The coding region runs from base 1 to 1101 and encodes 366 amino acids. The record is from RefSeq and is a predicted model, not a curated record. The transcript is spliced from 5 exons. Gene Ontology annotation, molecular function: O-methyltransferase activity.